This is a messenger RNA of Dromaius novaehollandiae (emu), 701 nucleotides long. Its product is annotated as acyl-coenzyme A synthetase ACSM3, mitochondrial-like. The transcript is spliced from 5 exons. The record is from RefSeq and is a predicted model, not a curated record. Gene Ontology annotation, biological process: acyl-CoA metabolic process; fatty acid biosynthetic process. Lineage: Eukaryota; Metazoa; Chordata; Aves; Casuariiformes; Dromaiidae. Gene Ontology annotation, cellular component: mitochondrial matrix. The annotation marks the transcript as partial. Gene Ontology annotation, molecular function: fatty acid ligase activity; fatty-acyl-CoA synthase activity.
AAGCCUGAAAAUCCUGCAUUGUGGUGGGUAAGCGGUGACGGAGAAGAAGUGAAGUGGAGCUUUGAAGAGCUGGGAGACCUGUCCAGGCAAGCGGCUAAUGUACUGUCUGGUGCCUGUGGUCUGCAACCGGGAGACAGAGUUAUUUGGAUUCUGCCCAGGAUCCCGGAGUGGUGGCUGCUGAAUGUGGCUUGCAUGCGAACAGGAACUGUCCCGAUUCCUGGCAGGCAGCAGCUGACAGCAAAGGACAUUCUCCAUGGACUACAGAAAUCAAAGGCAAAGUGUGUCAUCACUGAUGGUUCUGUGGCACCAGCUGUGGACUCAGGUGGGCCUGAAUGGCAGUCUCUGAAAGCCAAGCUGCUUGUAUCAGAGGGCCACAGAGAAGGAUGGCUGAACUUCAGAGAGCUCCUGAAGCAUGCUCCUUCUGAUCACCACUGCGUGACCACAAAGCGUCAAGACCUGAUGGCCAUCUAUUUUACCAGUGGAACUACGGGGGCUCCAAAAAGGACUGCACAUUCCCACAGCAGCUAUGGCAUUGGCCUCACAGUAAGUGGAAGAGUCUGUCAAGAUUUCCCAUAACAGUCUUCUGUUCUGCUCCAACUGCCUAUCGAAUGUUGGUGCAACAUAGACUGUCCAGCUACAAAUUCAGAAGCCUGCGGCACUGUGUGAGUGCCGGGGAGCCAAUCAACCCUGAAGUGAUGGGA